This is a messenger RNA of Brachypodium distachyon (stiff brome), 1973 nucleotides long. RefSeq lists its product as uncharacterized. NCBI's taxonomy places the organism in Eukaryota, Viridiplantae, Streptophyta, Magnoliopsida, Poales, Poaceae. The coding region runs from base 249 to 1427 and encodes 392 amino acids. The record is from RefSeq and is a predicted model, not a curated record. The transcript is spliced from 2 exons.
UCACUCGAUCGACGGCCAUCCCAAAGCUAAACAAGCAAGGAAAAUAGUACUCCGUGCUACAGCGCAACCGGAGAGUCGGGGGCCACGAACUGGCACACAUUGAACUCGCCUCCCAAGAAAGGCCAAUCAGUAUCCAAGAAAAGUCAAUCUCGCUACUGGUACAUGCUUAUACGAGCUAGUAUUACCACGACGUACGUCCCAGGUUCUUCUCCUCUGUUUCCCCUGCCUAGCUCUCUGCUCAGGCAGGCAUGGCGAGCUCCAAGAACAGCAUCUCGCCGUCCCCGGUGGUCGUCUUCCUCCUCGGGGCCGGCUCGGCCACCGUGCUCCUCGUCUUCCUCUUCACCUCGACCGCGAAUCCCGCGUGGCCCACGAUGGCCUCCCAGGGGAUCAGGCAGACGGUGGCAGCUGGUUCCGGUUCUCUGCAUCAGCCCUGCAGCACCACACCGGCGCCGAACAGGACAGCCGCAUCAGCGAGGCAGAGAAAACCUAGAGCAAGAGCCCCAAAGGUUUCUCCUCCUACUAAUGCGAGAGGCAGCAGGGGCGUGGAGGACGACGAGUUCGCGCGGAUGGUGCGGCGCGCGGCGAUGGAGGACGGGACGGUGAUCAUGACGUCGGUGAACGAGGCGUGGGCGGCGCCGGGGUCGCUCCUGGACACGUUCCUCGAGAGCUUCCGCGUCGGGGAGAACAUCUCGCAUUUCGUCGAACACAUCAUCGUCGUGGCCAUGGACGAAGGCGCUCUCCUUCGUUGCCACGCCCUCAAACACCCGCACUGCCAUCUCCUCCUCCCGGACCCGGAAAACAACUCCCCCAACGGGACAAGCCCGGACCUCUCCGGCGCCAAGAGCUACAUGACCAAGGACUACCUCUCCCUCGUCUGGUCCAAGCUCCGGCUCCAGCAGCGCGUGCUGGACCUCGGCCACAACCUCCUCUUCACGGACGUGGACGUGGCGUGGUUCAGGGACCCGAGGGUGCACAUCACCUUGGCGGCGGACAUCACGACGUCGAGCGACUUCUACUUCGGGGACCCGGACGACCUGGGGAACUACCCGAACACGGGGUUCAUCUACUUCAAGGCCACGGCGCGGAACGGCCGGGCCAUGGCGCACUGGCACGCGGCCAGAAGCCGGUUCCCGCGGGAGCACGACCAGUUCGUGUUCAACGAGAUCAAGCGGGAGCUGGCGGCGCCCGGGAUCGGGGUCCGGAUCAGGUUCAUUGAUAGUAAGGAUGUCAGCGGGUUCUGCCAGCUCGGGCGCGACAUGAACCGGGUCGCCACCGUGCACACUACCUGUUGUAUCGGGUUGGAGAACAAGCUGCAUGAUCUUAAGCGGGUUGUGGUGGAUUGGAAGAGGUAUUUGGCUAGGCCGGUCUGGGAGCGCCGGGCUGGGUUGGUCGGGUGGACGUUCCAGGGUGGGAAGUGCAUACAUUGAGCGAAGAUGGAUCGCCGGGGAGUUGAGUUGAAGCUGGCCGAUCGGUUCUUGGUAGCUCGGUCGAGUCAGCCUCUUCAUGUUUCUGUAGCCCAGUGAAUUAUAUGAUGUGGUUUGUACUAGUAUAUGUGCUUAGCUCGCAAUUGAUCGAGGACAGCCAACAGUAGGUCAAACAAGUAGUACUGCGGGUCUACGAUUGCCUAACUACGUUGGACUGGGAGGGGUUUAAUCUUUCCUGUGACUGACCAAGCUAGGCAGGUAAUGUGAAGUGUGAAGUGUGCCUUCUUGAGAGGAAACAUCUGCCUCCAGCGAUGUCGAAUCUUAUCUUUGCCAGGUUCAGGACGGGUCGCUAGCUAGCUACUAGCCGAUAUGGGAAAAUUGAAGCCUUUAUCCCGCCAUUGUUUGUAGUCGGGUUUUAGACGUUGUGAUCAGAGCUUACUGAAGGCUAUUCAGAUUUUUGCAUGAUCAUAAGUUCUUGAAUUUACUGGACUCGAUGUUCAUCUUCUUUUUUCGGCUGGAUCUUGGUCGUUUUGAGGACGACGGCCAGCA